Cimex lectularius (bed bug) is the source of this 1849-nucleotide messenger RNA. Its product is annotated as calcitonin gene-related peptide type 1 receptor-like. NCBI's taxonomy places the organism in Eukaryota, Metazoa, Arthropoda, Insecta, Hemiptera, Cimicidae. Gene Ontology annotation, cellular component: plasma membrane. The transcript is spliced from 14 exons. Gene Ontology annotation, biological process: cell surface receptor signaling pathway; adenylate cyclase-modulating G protein-coupled receptor signaling pathway. The coding region runs from base 311 to 1558 and encodes 415 amino acids. The record is from RefSeq and is a predicted model, not a curated record. Gene Ontology annotation, molecular function: G protein-coupled peptide receptor activity.
AGGCGUGGGGGUCGAAGAGGCCCUGAGUUGCGCUCUGCCUCGGACUGGUUCAGUCAGAACUUUGAGUCCAACGAAUCAACAACCAGAACAACACUGUUAAAUAUGAAGGAAUCUUUUCUCAGCAGGCUCAAAGACUAGAAACAACAAAGCUACGUUAGCCUUUGUUAUAAAACCUCUUAAUGCCACGAGUCUGAAACAAAUGAGGCUGACGUGGGAAAGACAGCAUUUCCACAGAGCUGUCUACGGAAGAUAGUGCAGCUUAAUUACUGGAAUGAAGAAUUGAAAACUUAACGGUAGAGACCAAGUCUAGAUGACGGAUGAUGUUUCUAACGAGACUUACAUUGACUUGAACGCUGACAUACUGAACGUCCGGAGGACACAGUGUCUUGAAUUUAUAAAUGAGUCUAAACCAUUAGAAGGAUUGCACUGUGAACCUGUUUUUGAUACUUGGACCUGCUGGCCAGCGACACUUGCUGGAAGCGUAGCGACUAACCCUUGUCCGCACUUCAUCGUAGGAUUCGAUCCCUCAAGAAAGGCUCAUAAAGUAUGUACAGAAAACGGGACUUGGUUCAGACAUCCAGAAUCCGGCCAAAUUUGGUCCAACUACACCACUUGUGUCAACCUGGAUGAUCUUAGCCUGAGACAGCAGGUGAACAACAUAUAUCAAGCGGGAUAUUUUAUUUCUCUGCUCGCUCUUCUCCUGUCUCUGUUCAUACUUUCGUACUUCAAAUCGUUGAGAUGCCCGAGGAAUACUCUCCACAUGAACCUGUUCACGAGCUUCGCCUUCAACAAUUUCCUUUGGCUGCUCUGGUACAGACUGGUCAUACCCAACACAGACGUUAUUGUGAAAAACCGGGUAUGGUGUCAGUGUUUACACGUGGUACUUCACUACUUCUUGGCGUGCUCUUAUGCUUGGAUGCUAGCAGAGGGCGUCUACUUGCACACGCUGCUGGUCUCGGCGUUCACAAGCGAACAGAAACUCGUGAAAAUCCUCACGGCCUGCUCUUGGCUGGUGCCCUUCUUCUUCACUGCCCUCUACACAACUCUGAGGCUCGCCUCCGGUGACACGCAACAGUGUUGGAUCGACGAAUCGGACUCAAAGAUGGUGUUGUUCGUCCUGGUGGCGACGUCGAUGCUACUCAACUUCCUGUUCUUGUGCAACAUCGUGCGUGUAGUCGUGACCAAACUGCGUGCGGGGCCGAACCAGUCUGCGAGGCCAUCGACAGCUCUGCUGCAGGCGUUGCGUGCUACGCUCCUCCUGCUCCCACUUCUUGGCCUUAACUAUCUCCUCACCCCAUUCCGUCCUCCGGACAAACACCCGUGGGAGACGUACUACGAAGUCGUUUCAGCCCUCACGGCUUCUUUUCAGGGUUUGUGUGUUGCAACACUAUUCUGCUUUUGCAAUGGAGAGGUUAUUGCCCAAAUGAAGAGAAAAUGGCAGUACUCGGUAUUCAGAACAAGAGCGAAUUCUUACACUGCCACAACUGUUUCGAAAAGUGUUUAUUUACAGUUUGUAAGGUCUACAGCAGCACCUGCUGCAGAAGAAGAAAUUGUUUAGAUUGCCCAGUUUAACUCAAGAAUGAACCUCUUUUGUCUUGGUUAAGGAAAAUACAGUUUAGUAGCAAUGUUCAAUGUGUAUGACAAACUUAAGUACAAUAAACCAGAGUUACCUUUAUAAAUUGAAAUAUAAUUCUAGUCAAAAUGAUGUGUAAGAAUGUUAGAUGUCUACUCUUAGCUUUAUUUGUAACCAAGUAUGUAAAAUGUGUAAAUGAUGCUGUUCUGAAGUCGUGAUUCUGUGUAUUCAAGUAAAUCAAAAUUGCUUUGUAAAAUGUGAAAAUACAAUAGACUU